Punica granatum (pomegranate) is the source of this 925-nucleotide messenger RNA. The record is from RefSeq and is a predicted model, not a curated record. NCBI's taxonomy places the organism in Eukaryota, Viridiplantae, Streptophyta, Magnoliopsida, Myrtales, Lythraceae.
CUCUCUUUCUCUCUCUUCAAAGCCUCGUGUUAAUUGAAAUCUGCAUGCCCUAGAUCUCUCUCGUCCUUCUACCGUCGCGUCUGGAAGCUUCCAUUGAGAUCAGAUAGAGAGAGAGAGAGAGCUCCGAUCAGGUGCGGCGGCGAUGGAUCCCGACCAGUUGGCGAAGGCGUUCGUUGAGCACUACUACACGACGUUCGAUGCUAACCGGGCGGGCCUUGCGAACCUCUACCAGGAAGGAUCCAUGUUGACCUUCGAAGGUCAGAAGAUCCAAGGAUCCCAGAACAUCGUCGCCAAGCUGACCAGCCUCCCCUUCCAGCAGUGCCAGCACAGCAUCUCCACCGUCGAUUGCCAACCCUCCGGCCCUGCCGGCGGCAUGCUUGUCUUCGUCAGUGGCAAUCUCCAACUCGCCGGCGAGCAGCACGCCCUCAAGUUUAGUCAGAUGUUCCAUUUAAUGCCAACACCUCAGGGAAGCUUCUACGUGUUGAACGACAUAUUCCGAUUGAACUAUGCAUGAAGGCGAGAGACAGUACUUGUAUUUCAACGGGAUAUGGCCUCUGAUGUGUCUCAAAGCAGGCGACGGAAACUGUUUUGCUCGUAACUAUUAUGGUAUAGGCAAUUACAGUGACGAGUUGGAGUUGGGAAAGUUACAUUUGGUGUCUCAAAAGUUAUGGUACCUUUCACCAGAAACCAAAGGUUUUCUUCAUUAAAGAUUGGUUGAUUAUGUGGGGUUCUCUGCGGAGGCCUUGUUGCUACUGUACUGAACUCUGAAGGGAAAUUGGUCCUCAUUUCUCGAGUCCGAGUACAAUAGUUGUCGAAGUUAGCUUUGCAGCUUGUUUGCCGAACUGUUCUGAUUUCAUCUCUGUAUUGGUUGUUGGUUAUGAGGAUUAAAAAAGGGUAUGAAAUUGAUUUCUCUCUCUCCUCUUUA